AUGCACACGCACCGCCGCGCCGCGCUCCCCGCCAACUCCACAAUCCUUAUCAUCGGUGCCGGGGCAGUCGGUCUCCUCUGCGCAGCCGUCGCCAAGGCGAAUGGCCAUCGCGUCAUACUCUCCGAUAUACAGCCCCUCCGCAUCGAUUUCGCAACAAAGAACGCCUUCGCCGACUCGAGUUUCGUCGUCCCGCUCACGCCCCGUGGGGAUGUAGCUGCGAACCUCGCGACGGUAGCGAUGAUGGCGGGUGAGCUGAGGGAGAAGGCGAAGGAGUUGGGUGGGGUGGUGGAUACGGUUAUGGAGUGUACAGGUGCGGAGGCGAGCUUGCAGACUGCGAUUUUGGCGGCUAGACCGGGCGGGAAGGUCAUGCUUGUGGGUAUGGGGACGCCGGUGCAGACGCUGCCGGUGUCGGCCGCGGCGCUGCGGGAGGUGGAUUUGUUGGGUGUGUUUCGAUAUGCUGGGUUGUAUCGGGAGGCGGCGGAGUUGGUGAGUGAGGGAAAGAGUGGGCUGCCGGACUUGACUAAUAUGGUUACACAUAUUAGUCAAUACUGGGUUUGGGGGCGUGAAGGACGCGUUUGCUAUUGCCGGGCAGGCAGUGGAUAA
Messenger RNA from Pseudogymnoascus destructans, 603 nucleotides. RefSeq lists its product as uncharacterized. The record is from RefSeq and is a predicted model, not a curated record. Gene Ontology annotation, molecular function: L-iditol 2-dehydrogenase (NAD+) activity. Bases 1 to 603 code for a protein of 200 amino acids. NCBI's taxonomy places the organism in Eukaryota, Fungi, Ascomycota, Leotiomycetes, Thelebolales, Thelebolaceae. Gene Ontology annotation, biological process: D-sorbitol catabolic process. The transcript has a single exon.